AUGAAAUUGCCUGAACUUAUUUUAUCACUCUUUCUCCUAUUAAGGAGCGGGACCAUUUUGGUGAAUGGAUUUCAAUUCACAUCACCGCUGACUCCAGCAUCAAAAAUUUCCAGAGUGAAAUCAUCAUCGUAUCACGAAUCGAAUGUUAUUGAUCAAAAUAGAAAGAUCCGAAGACACUCCCAAUGGACUGGUGAAAAAAAUGCUGGGCUUUAUAUGGCUGAAGAUAGUGAUGCUGCAGCUAAGGUCGCAUCUGAAUCGUCCUCCGACGAAGUUUCUCCUGAAGUGGAGGCAACCAAUGAUGACGGCGUUGUCAGCACCAGUAGUACUGGCGACAAGGUCACAGGAAAUACCGAACCAUCAGCAUCGGAUGUCGUCGAGAAGCGCUCUGACGAAGUCCCUGUGUUUUUUGCAUCUCCACCUGAAGCCCCCGAAUCAUCUGAAACUCCUGCAACACCUGAAGCUUCGACGGAUUCUCAAACGGAAACUUCUGCCAGCGACUCUGUUGCCUUUUUUGCUUCCAAACCAGAGCCAGCAGAUGAUGAAAAGGACGUUGAACAAGCUAAUGUAUCAGAUGAUGCUUCCUAUGUAUCAGAUGCAGUAGCGUCAAUUGCUGAAGCUGAGGAUUCUUCUGAUGAUUCCUCGGAAGCUUUAGAUGAGAGUACUACUGGGGAAGAGGCUGACAUGUCAGUCAAGGAAAUUCUGGCGGUCGCCGAAGAAAUGAAAGAAAUGACCGAGACACUCCCUACCCCAGUGAAGGAAAAGCAGCCGGUGGAAAUGCCAUUGGAAUCCAUCAAGAAGACUUCCAAAAAAGUCAUUGAAUUUAUCAAUUCGCCUCCACCUCCUCCGACACCCAAGACGGAAGAUGACGAAAAGAUUGAAGCCUUUGUCAAAGCACUAGGACAAGCGGCCAGGGGUACCAGCAAGGAGCUUGCCAUGGGAAUCUUGGGGAGGCUUCGAACGACAGCAGCGAAUGCGCUGACGCAAUCCUUGCCUGGCGAUGAACGUGCCAAGCUCUUGGAGCGAAUGAAUGUUCUAACCAAAGCAGAAGAAGGUAUUGCAGAGGACGAAGAAGAAGACGAGGAGGACAAAGAAGAAGAUACCCGUGCCAGCGUGGCAGAAGAGAUUGCCGCCGCCAAGGCGGAACAAGCGCGUCGAAGUGAAGAAUUGUGGGAAGCAGAAAAGGAGGCGCUCGUGAAACAAAUGGAAGAAGCCGCAAAUGCACGAGUAGAAAAUGAACUAGCCAUUCAAAAAGAACGCCUCAUCAACGAAAUGAAACAAAUGGAAGACUCACUGGUGCAAUCGAAACAGCAACUUGAUGUUGAAAAGACCAAGCUAGAACAACAGUUGGUCGAUAUGGACAAGCACAUCGAGGAGAUGAAGGUUGGUAGCCAGGAAGUCGAUGAACUUCAGGGCAUCAUUGACAAACGUGAAAAACAAAAGAGCGAGCUAGCCAAGGUGGAAGAUGAUCUUAGAGUAAGACUAGAGGAGAUAGAAAAACAAAAGAAACGGAUUGCCGAACGAAGCUUGGCCUUACAAGCUGCAGAAAUGGAGGCUGCGGAACUAGAAGCGACGAAAGCCGAAGACACCAAUCAGGCGGAGGUUGCCACUGAGACUGAAACCAAAGAAGAAAAGCCUACGGAUGUUUCCUCAGUGCAUCCAGUUCUUGGACCUAUGAUCUGCGACAUGGGAUACAAGCGGAUCUAUUUAACUUCAUCGGAAACGCUUGGAAGUCUUCCUAUCUGGAAGAAGCAACGAAUUUAUCGCCACAGCCGAGCCCGAGCCAUGGCAUUGGACAAGGCAAAGGAUAUGGGUAAUGGAUUCCCUGGUGCCAUUGGUCUGGCUGAAGACAGUGAAGGCAAUUUGUCAGUUUUGGAUGGGCAGCAUCGAAUUGGAAUGAUGCAGAUGCUUAGGGAGAUGGAGAACGCUGAGGCCGGAACUCUCUCGCCUGAGAUCACUGGAUACUUUGAGAAGGUCCUUGUCGAAGUCUACCCCAAUUUGAAAUCCGACUCAGUGGAGGACGAAAAACAUGCCGAGUCCAUCUUCCUGGAGAUCAACAAGGCCGAGCCAGUGAAGCUUGUGGAUAUGCCAGGAGUUGCUUCUGCAAGAGACAACAAGAUCAUCACGCAGGCGGUCGAACGACUCGAAGAGCAGUUUCCAAAGAUGUUCUCUGCAACACAAAAGUGCCGCCUUCCUAAUGUUAAUGUCGACAACAUGCGUAACAACAUCUUCGGAGCGAACAUCAUGAAGCGUCACCGACUACGAAGCGGCAAACAGCUGUUUGAUUGGCUGUUGGUUCAAAACGCGGCAGUGGGAGCAAGUUACGAGCUUGAUGUAGGAAGACGAGAAGCAAUCAGUGAAAGUGCAUGGCAAAAAGCGAGCGAGAAUGCGUUCUAUCUCGGUCUGGAAAGUAGCUGGCUGUACAUGUAG
This is a messenger RNA of Cylindrotheca closterium, 2427 nucleotides long. The record is from the annotation of a GenBank genome assembly. NCBI's taxonomy places the organism in Eukaryota, Bacillariophyta, Bacillariophyceae, Bacillariales, Bacillariaceae.